Molecule: messenger RNA, 3624 nt
Organism: Brassica rapa (field mustard)
Lineage: Eukaryota; Viridiplantae; Streptophyta; Magnoliopsida; Brassicales; Brassicaceae
Product: probable polygalacturonase At3g15720
Biological process (GO): carbohydrate metabolic process
Molecular function (GO): polygalacturonase activity
Source: RefSeq, a predicted model, not a curated record
AUUUCACUCUAUAAUAGAGUUACUCUAUUAUAGAGUAACACCAUUGGAGCAAAAGUUACACUAUAAUAGAGUUACUCUAUUUUUGUGUAAAUUAUAGAGGAAAAAAUAGAGUUACAUUGGAGAUGCCCUAAUCGUCUGCAAAUCUUGUUCAAAACCGAAAAUGAAAAAAAAAAGUUGGAAUAAGGAAAUAAACCCAAAAGGUAUUGUAAAGGGAACGAUGAACAUGCCAUGAUUCUCAUGCAGUUUGGUUGAUCUGCACUAAAUUUGGAACAUAAGAGAAGGCAUGCGGGAACAGUUCACAUGUAGUAACUUCUCCAAGAUCAACUUACUUAAAGUAAUAAUUUUCCCCCAACGAAUAAGCUGUGUUGCGAUUAGUUUCCGAUUCACUUUUAUCUCCAUCGAAAACAACUACAACUCUCUUCUCCUCAUCAAUAAGAAAACUCCCACCACUAAAGAACUGAAACCAAGUGAGUGGCGACAUAUCCACCACUAAGAACUUUCUCCAAGACACCCCAUUGGUCUCAAUCUUGGUCGUAACCCGUACCUCCAUCUCAUACGUAUGCAAGUUCUGAAACAACACAGAAAGAUGCUCUAACACUAGAUAGAGUCACCUCAUCUUCAAAGUAAGACUCAAACGGCAAAGGCAGACGCGGAAUAAAUCUCUCUGCUGUGAAAUCCAAACAGAGUAAAAAACGGGGAACGUCUCCUCCUGCUUCCUUGUCUUGAGAAAACAAGUACACGUUUCCCUUCAAAGACACGCCAUAGUUAUUAGAAACCAUAAGGUUCAAAAGAAUAUGAUCCGAGACCAUACAAUAUAUGAUUUGACAAAAUAGUUAAGGACCAAACCGACAUUAGAAGAUAAUUAUUGAGAGAGUUUUGAUUAGGAUAACCAGAUAAUAGAUUAAGAGAAACCGAGAAUGAUAAAACGGUAAUGACAAACGAUUUAGGGAAGCUAAUCCUGUUUAAGCCAUUCCAGUGAGUUUAGAAAGGCUUAAUGUCAUGUCAAUAUUGGAAAAUAGCUGAGUUACUAUUGGAAAAUAGUGCAGCCAAUGAAAUUAUAACAUUUUUAUUUAAGCGUGUUCUCAAUUACUAGUAUGAUAUGCAUUCACAUAUCAAUCUAGUUUGUGAUAGAAGUUUUGUUGGUAUAGACUGUCACAUAAAUUACAUCAUAUUAUAGAAGAUGUGUUUAAAGGUAAAGUUUAUUUACUCUAUAGUCUAUAUUUAGAUAUGUUAUGUUUUCUUAGCAAAAAAAUGAUAUGUUAUGUUUGGACCAUGUUCCUUGAAAAUCAAGCCAAACCAAGAUCUAUUAAAGUAUUAAAUAAUUAUUUUAAUAGAAUUUUAUGUAGUUUUAAGAAAUUGUUGAUGUGAAUAGCUUUAGAGGAGAGAAAAAUCCUUCAUUAUAUAAAUUAUCUAUUGGAAAUUGAAGAUUUUAUUACCUUUUUUUAGCAAGAAGAUUUUAUUACCAUGCAUAAAUCAUUUUAUAUUAUUAUGCUUAAUAUUGUUAGUUAACUAUUAUUGUUACAAUAUACUUCAUAAUUUUUUUUAUCAUUAUUAAUUAAUUUCAUUUUAUUUUAGUUAAAAAUAUGUGGUAUAUAUUAAUGUAUCAAAUGAUUAUUUUAAUAGAUUUUAAUUUUUAGUUUUAAGAAAAUUACUUAUCUGGAUAGACUUAGACCAUCUCCAAUCACCUCUGAUUUCAUCUCUAUAUAUUUUUCCUAAAAUAAAUAAAUUCUACUAUAUAUGUUGAUUUUUUCUAAUGUAUGCAUAUAUAACAGAGUUCCUCUAUUUUUAAGGGAAAAUAUUUCUUUUUCAGGAAAAUAUAAAAAAAUAUUGUUUUCAUCCGUAAAUAGAGAGACAUCCUCUAUAUUUUAUUAGAAGAACUCUAUUACAGUGACAUAUAUUAAAUCAAAUUCAUCUCUAUAAUAAAAAUUUAUGUUCUAGAAGAAAAUAUAGAGAUAUAAUGUUCUUAGAAAAUAGAAAACUUUCUCAUUAUAUAUAUGAUUUAAAUGUACAUAUAUGUACCCACUUAUCCAUUCCAUUUCAUAUACGUAUAUUGGCUGUUACUGUCGGGAAAUAUCCGCUUAACAUGGUAACGUCUUUAGCAUCUUCUUUUGUCUGUCUAAGUUAAAGCACUGGCUUCUAACAAUGUAUGAUUUAAUUAGUAAAUACAUUGGUUUUGCUCAAGAUUUAACUCUUUCUCUUCAAAACCUAUGCAGACGAAGGCUUGGUUCUUAAACUUUUCAGUGUUCAUUCUCAAGAUCUUCGCAUAUUCGAAAGCUUUGGAUGUUACUCAAUAUGGAGCUUUUGGAGAUGGAGUUACAGACGAUUCUCAGGCGUUCUUGAAAGCCUGGGAAGCUGUUUGUAGCGGGACCGGAGAUGGGCAGCUUAUCGUUCCGGCAGGAAUGUCAUUUAUGUUACAGCCCUUGAAGUUUCAAGGUUCUUGCAAACCGACCCCUAUUGCUGUUCAGAUCUUGGGCACUCUCGUUGCAUCGAGUAGAGGGGAAUGGAAAGGAGACAAAAACCAAUGGAUUCUCUUCUCAGACAUAGAAGGGCUUGUGGUUGAUGGUAACGGCAAAAUAAACGGCCAGGGUUCGAGCUGGUGGCAACACAAAGGUUCUAGACCAACCGGAUUGAAGUUCAAGAACUGCAACAAUCUUAGACUUCGUGGCUUAACUCACGUAGAUAGUGCGAUGGCACACAUUCACAUAAACGGUUGCAACGAUGUAACCAUCUCAAAUCUCCGGAUAAAUGCACCAGAAUCAAGUCCUAACACCGAUGGCAUCGAUAUAGCCGCUUCAUCCAAUGUUGUCAUCCAAGACUGCGUAAUCGCCACUGGUGACGAUUGCAUUGCUAUAAACUCGGGGACGGCUAACAUCAGAAUCUCCGGUAUAGAUUGCGGACCAGGCCAUGGAAUAAGCAUAGGAAGCUUAGGAAAAGAUGAAGGGGUAGCUUCAGUGGAGGAUAUAUGUGUCCAAAACUGUAACUUUAGAGGAACUAUGAAUGGAGCUAGGAUCAAAACCUGGCCGGGAGGAUCUGGAUACGCAAGAAGGAUUACUUUCAAUGGAAUUACUCUAGAUAAUGUCGAGAAUCCAAUCAUUAUCGAUCAGCAUUACAAACAUGAAGAUUCUGAUAAAUCCACUGAUGAUAAGUCCUCGGCGGUGGAAGUGAGCAAAGUUGUGUAUAGUAACUUCGUGGGGACGUCCAAAUCAGAGUACGGUGUUAACUUUAGGUGCAGCGAGAGAGCACCAUGCACAGAGAUAUUUAUGAAAGAUGUGAAAAUAAAAACGGCAUCAUCAGGAAUGGGACAAGUAGCGCAAGGACAGUGUUUAAACGUGAGAGGCGGUGUGACAACACUUGCGGUACCAGGUUUGGAGUGUUUAGCACUUUCCACAGAUUGGGGGACACUGCCGGAACAAGCUUGUAUGUUGCCGCAGCAAUCAGGGCAGCCAGAUACACGACCGUCGCAAGAUCCGUUAUGGGUAAUAUGGGUUUAUGGAAGCGGAGGAAAACAUUUAGGAGUAUAUAGUGUCGUAUUAACUUCAUUAAUUAAUCUCUUUUGGUUUUAAUUAUGUUUUAGGUUAAUCAAAGAUCAAUAUGAUAAAUUAAUUGGUUUUCAUUAUUGUCAUA